This is a messenger RNA of Camellia sinensis, 1362 nucleotides long. RefSeq names its product homocysteine S-methyltransferase 2. Gene Ontology annotation, molecular function: S-adenosylmethionine-homocysteine S-methyltransferase activity. The record is from RefSeq and is a predicted model, not a curated record. Lineage: Eukaryota; Viridiplantae; Streptophyta; Magnoliopsida; Ericales; Theaceae. Gene Ontology annotation, biological process: S-methylmethionine cycle.
UAUAAAAUAAAUCCUCUCACCCUAACAAAUCGUUCCAGUUUGGAGAGAGAAGAAACAGAAAGCAUUUGCCAAACUUUAGUCCUUUUGUUUUGCUGAAUCUGUUUUCUUACUCGACGGAAAACACCCAACACCACCCAUAACAGCCACCGCCACCGCCACCGCUGACCUGUAAAGGGGUCGGAAUUGGGAUACAAAACCGCACAACCGUCGAAGCUAAUGACUGAUUUCAUCGGCCAGUGUGGAGGCUACGCCGUCAUCGACGGUGGCCUCGCUACAGAGCUCGAACGGCACGGUGCUAACCUCAACGACCCUCUCUGGAGCGCUAAAUGCCUCGUCACUUCCCCUCAACUUAUCAGAAGGGUGCACCUUGAUUACCUUGAAGCCGGUGCAAAUAUCAUUAUAUCUUCAUCUUACCAGGCUACACUUCAGGGAUUUGAGGCAAAGGGCUUAUCGAGAGUAGAAGGAGAAGCUCUGCUUAGAAAAAGUGUUGAAAUAGCGUGUGAGGCACGGGAGAUAUAUUACAGCAGAGACGCCAAAGUUUUUUCGGAUGUCAUAGAAAACAGAGAGAAUCUGAAACAACAUCCAGUCUUUGUGGGAGCUUCUGUGGGAAGUUAUGGAGCUUAUCUUGCUGAUGGUUCAGAAUAUAGUGGGAUCUAUGGUGAUGCUGUCACUUUGGAAACUUUGAAAGAUUUUCACCGGAGGCGGGUUCAAGUUCUAGCUGAAUCGGGAGCUGACCUAAUUGCAUUUGAAACCAUUCCAAACAAAUUGGAAGCCAAGGCCUAUGCUGAGCUUCUUCAGGAAGAAGACAUAAAGAUACCUGCCUGGUUUUCUUUCAAUUCUAAGGACGGUACUAAUGUGGUGAGUGGUGAUUCAAUAUCAGAGUGUGCCUCAAUAGCUGAUUCAUGUAAGCAAGUUGUUGCUGUUGGAAUCAACUGUACCCCACCCAGGUUUAUUCAUGGACUGAUUCAAGCAAUUCGAGAGGUAACAGCUAAACCGAUACUUAUAUAUCCCAACAGUGGUGAGACCUAUGAUGCUGACCGCAAGGAGUGGGUGCAAUCGACUGGAGUUGUAGAUGAAGAUUUUGUGUCGUAUGUUGGGAAGUGGUGUGAAGCCGGGGCUUCUCUUAUUGGAGGUUGCUGCAGGACUACCCCUAAUACUAUCAGAGCUAUAUCUAAGGCUCUCUCCAGCAGAUCUUCUUCUGUUACCACUCUGGAGUUCUAGGACUGACUUUGUGACAGAUUGGAACAAACAUGUACUCUUUUUAAGUUUCUGUACGAAAAAAAUACUAGUCUUCAGUUUUUAUGUAUGUGCUUGCCAUGCUUACAUUGGUUUCAUGAAUAAGAAACAAUAAAUUUAAUAAAA